Molecule: messenger RNA, 174 nt
Organism: Bipolaris zeicola 26-R-13
Lineage: Eukaryota; Fungi; Ascomycota; Dothideomycetes; Pleosporales; Pleosporaceae
Exons: 1
Source: RefSeq, a predicted model, not a curated record
AAGCUAGGUGUGCGGACAUGGCACUUGAGAAGGGUUGGGGUUGGGGCUGCGGGACUCUCCGUUUGGGUCUUGCGGGAGAAGAUUCAGACUCUGGGUUCGGGCGCGCGAUGGGGACGGGUUGUCCCGGGGGGAGGGUGUGGUGGUGGUGGAGGGGGAAGAGCUAGACGGGGGUAG